Molecule: messenger RNA, 5275 nt
Organism: Fusarium vanettenii 77-13-4
Lineage: Eukaryota; Fungi; Ascomycota; Sordariomycetes; Hypocreales; Nectriaceae
Exons: 5
Coding region: 1-4995 (1664 amino acids)
Cellular component (GO): endoplasmic reticulum membrane
Molecular function (GO): zinc ion binding
Source: RefSeq, a predicted model, not a curated record
AUGAAGCUUAAGGGCCUUCACCGAGCCGCCACUCGAUCCGAUGACAUGAAUCAGAAUCAAGAUGCUGCACCUGGGAUUUGUCGAAUCUGCAGAGGGGAGGCGACUCCGGAAGAGCCUCUCUUCUACCCGUGCAAAUGCAGUGGUAGUAUCAAAUAUGUCCACCAGGACUGCUUGAUGGAGUGGCUUUCCCAUUCUCAGAAAAAGUACUGCGAGCUUUGCAAGACGUCGUUCCGUUUUACCAAGCUGUACGCGCCCGACAUGCCUCAGUCCCUCCCGGUACACGUUUUUGUUGGACAUUUGGCCAAAUAUUUGUUUCGGAAUGUCUUGGUCUGGCUUCGUGCUGCCAUGGCCAUCAGCGUCUGGCUAUGCUGGUUGCCCUAUUUUAUGAGAUCCAUCUGGUCAUUCAUGUUCUGGGUCAGCGAUGAAGGCUUUGGCAACACUUCUAUGCUCUCGCACAACAAUGAAACUACGGAUGCAGCACUUCAACUGGCUGCAGGCCUCGAUACCGGGACAUGUCCCUCGAGUCCCCUCUUUGCGCCCACGACGACAUCUGCUUCAGCCGCCGAAGCCCUCCUCGAAACCCUCUCUGGCCAGAAUAUCUCCGAGUUUUUGAUGCGCAUUCUCCUAGGCUCGCUGGGAGUACCCGUCAGGUUUGAUCGAUCCGACUCAUCUCUGGAAUCUGUCAAUGCCUCAUUGGAAGCUGCAUCGAUUGGCACAGCGCCACCUUCGUUACUUGGGGAGGUGGCUUUCUUGAACAACCUCACCCGGAACCCAACGCUUAAUCGGACCGUUAUUUCGGUUAUUGAGGGUCAAAUCAUCACUGUCUUGGUCAUCAUUUGCUUCAUUCUGGUCAUUUUGGUCAGGGAUUAUGUCGUUCAGCAACAGCCCGAAAUGAACAUGCGCGCAGCCUUUGCCGGCCCCGAAAAUCCCCUGGCAGCCCAAGAACCCAUGCUUGUCCGGGCUGAGAUUGCAGAAGACCUGCGGGGUCCCGAUGAGUCGGAUGACGAAACUCUGGAUGAUGGGGAUAUGCCUCUUAUCGGCCCCGAUGAAGCUUUCGCUGCCGAGGUCGAGCAGGUUGCUAACAUACGACUCCUCCGUCGACCAUCAUCCGAUCUUCGCGUUCCUGUAGGGAUGGUUGAAUCCGAGUCUUCUCCUCUUGAGCCUCGUCCUCCUCGUCCUGUUGAUCCAGUUGCUGCCGAGGAGCCCUCUACGGUUUAUGACUACAUGCGCAUAUACCACAAGGCAGGCGGCGAAGCUGAGAGAAUCCUGCAGAUUAUCGAAGAAGAAGGGCUUCAGGACAGACUUGCAUAUUGGGUGGACGUUACGCGCCGAUCCAUCCGGGAUCGAGAAGGCGGACCAUCUGACGUUGCCCGACAUGCAGAACAAGCUGAUGGAAGAGACCACCCAGAAAGCCCAGGUUCCACCGCAGCAAGCUCAUCCAGAAAGGCCUUCACCCCUCCCUCUGAGGAAUUCCCCAUCUCCUUUGAUGAAGCUGGCGAUUCGGCAUCCGGAAAGGGGAAGGAUAAGGAACCGCUACCCCCUCUUCCUGAUCAGGACUUUGAGAUAGAUCCCUGGACAGGAGCCUUGUCACCAAACCCUUCUCGCCCGCGUGCCGUAUCUGACGGCCCUCAACUCCAUGACACUAUCAAUCCAUUGGCCAACAACAGCUGGUCAUUCGCUGGCCUCCCCCAAAACCCCGAGGAGGAGGGUUCUUCCUCCCAGGCCCGUGACCAACCCCCGGCCCCUGUGACGGGAUUCGAUGAAACUGAUGUAUCCGAUGUACCUGAUGAGCCCGAGCCAUCAAGCGAUCAACGCCUUCCUCUUGAUGACCACCACCAUGAUAGACGAGAGACUCCAGAAGCACAACUACCUGUCCAGGGCAAUGCUGCUGCCGCGACUGCCGGUGGUCAGGAUGAUGGCCCGGCACCUGGCCUUGUCGGAAGGGUGACCGAUUUCAUGUGGGGCGACUUGGACGAGCAGCAACACGCCCUUCAAGAUCUCCACCACGCCGACGACGAUAUUGGCAACCUUCGCAAUGAUCUUGACGAAUGGGAAUUUGACCUUGACGACCUUGGCCGGGACGAUCCCCCCGGAGUCGGCGGUGUUGACGACGAGCCCGAGGAUCUUGGUGAUGCCCCCGGACCUGGUCUUGACCAAGAAGCUAUGGAAGAAUUGGAAGACUUUGAGGGAGUCAUGGAGUUGAUUGGCAUGCGAGGUCCUAUCGCUGGACUCUUCCAGAAUGCCAUCUUCUGUGCUGUCCUCGUCUCGGUGACAAUCUUUGCUUGCAUCUUUGUUCCAUACAACAUUGGACGUGUAAGCGUUUGGAUUCUUGCCAACCCCAUGCGCCUAGUUCGCCUGCUUUUUGAGCUCUCAAAGCUUCUUCAGGAUGCUGCUGUCAUGGCCGCCGGUCUGGCCUCUUGGGUUAUUCUGAACAUCAUUGACAUGUUCACCGGCAUCAUUGGAGGCUUUAUUGGAUCUCAAGUCCUAUCAGCCAGAAAGGCUGCCUGGAUGUUGUGGACGAGCGCCGGCUCCCGAGUCUUGGAUUAUGCGUUUAUGGACUUUCCCAUGUCCGCCUCGGAAAUGCAGAACUUUUCUGCCAUCAGUCAUGGUGCGCUCAUUGCUGUCAAGCAGAACAUUGGCGCUGUUUUCACAACCAUUAGUGACUCGGUGGGCUUCGUUCUCGGGGGUGGUCUGCUAUCAACUGGCCUAUCUCUGGAGACUAUCACCUCCGCAGGCGACAUGGCCUGGUCCAACCUGCUCGCUCUUUCAUCCGCGUUCCUGAACCCGAACUUCUGGGUCAUUGAUCUCAGCGAGCCCGAUGGACCAGCUAUCAUCAAUCCUGUCCUGGCUUACUGGUCUGGGUUGGAUCGCUUCUGGGCCAUCCUAGCUGGUUAUGUGACGAUUUUCUUCGCUGGCGCCAUGUACCUGAAGCGAGGAAGCCCAUUCUCGAGGGGUCACAUCCUGCAAGCGUGGGAGGCGGGUGUCAUUGACACUUUGCAUCAGGCCAGUGGCAUCAUGAAGGUCAUCAUGAUCAUCAGUAUCGAGAUGCUUGUCUUCCCCCUCUACUGUGGCCUCCUUCUCGACGGUGCCCUUCUGCCCCUGUUUGAGAACACGACCUUCAAGUCUCGGAUGCUCUUCACCUAUAAUUAUCCUCUGACCUCCGUCUUUGUUCACUGGUUCGUUGGCACUGGAUACAUGUUCCACUUUGCACUGUUUGUGUCGAUGUGCAGGAAGAUUAUGCGACAGGGUGUUCUCUACUUCAUUCGUGACCCGGAUGAUCCCGAGUUUCACCCUGUUCGUGACGUCCUAGAAAGGAACCUAAUGACACAGUUGAGAAAGAUUCUCUUCUCGGCAUUUGUGUAUGGCGCACUUGUUAUUGUCUGCCUGGGUGGUGUUGUAUGGGGUCUCUCCUACUCCGUGCCUGAUAUCCUCCCGGUUCACUAUUCCUCCAAUGAGCCGGUCCUCGAGUUUCCAGUCGACCUCCUCUUCUACAACUUCCUCAUGCCGCUUGCAGUUAACUUCUUCAAGCCUGGCGAUGGGCUUCACGCCAUGUAUACGUGGUGGUUCAGGACAUGUGCGCGCAGCUUGCGACUCACCUUCUUCCUGUUUGGCGAGCGCAGAAUCGACGAAGAGGGAAGCCUCCAUAUUGGAGCUGACCGCAGGUUUCGAGAACUUCCCUGGUACAAGUGCUUCUUCUUGGAGCUGAACCACAAGUAUCAUGUUGUUCCCAAGACCUGGACAGACUUUUUCGAUGGGGGUGAUGCCAAGCCUAGAGCUCCUCUCACCCAGAGCGAAAUUCACGCUCUCACUCGGGCGAAGAAUCGUCUAAGGGACGCUAACCAGCUGAACCAAAGUGGUCACUUUGUUCGCGCUCCAGCCUCGGACCGCGUCAAGAUUCCCAAAGGCAAAAGGGUGUUCCUCGAGGUUGACGAGCGCGGCCGGAGAAAGGACAAGCAAGAUGACACUGACCUGUACGCCGGUCCUCAGUAUCAGAUGGUGUACAUCCCUCCUCACUUCCGCGCGAGAAUCUUUCUCUUCAUCCUAUUUAUCUGGGUGUUUGCGGCGAUCACUGGAGUUGGCUUCACCAUCAUCCCGUUGGUGUUUGGCCGGCGAAUGUUUAAGAUGCUGAUCCCGGAGCACAUCAGAACCAACGACAUUUAUGCCUUUAGCAUUGGUGUUUACCUCCUCGGUUCCAUCGCUUAUCUGGUCUUUCACAUCCGAAGCGUGUGUUCCAACGUGCAGCGCGGGGCACAAAAGUCUUGGGAGUGGCUGACUGCUGGAGAGAUCGGCUGGCGCACCGCUACUGUCCUGUUGCGAGGAGCGAAGCUGGUUUAUGCCUAUUUCUUCCUCCUCGUGGUAUUCCCACUCCUUGUAUCAGGGCUAUUGGAGCUAUAUCUGGCAAUUCCUCUCCACACAUAUAUGUACCCACCUACCGCGGCGUCAGUUCAGGCAUCAAGAGAGGGAGGAUCCGAGGCAAGCCGUCAUACAGUCCGAGUCAUUCAGGCUUGGACCCUCGGUCUGCUCUAUCUCAAGCUAGGCGCUCGCAUGGUUACGACCUUGUUCGCGGAUACUCGACUUGCAGUUGCCGUGCGAACGGUGCUACGGCGCGGCUGGAUGCACCCCGAUAUUGGAGUUUUGACUAGAGCUUUUGUUGUCCCUGGUCUGGCCAUAUCAGCGGCGGCAAUCCUGGGACCUCCAGCCAUCACCGACGGCCUCAUCAAGUACGGCUUGAUUGCAGGCGCUCGACCCGGUGCGAAUGAGCUGGCGGAAGUGGCAAGGUUGGCGAUUGUGUAUCGUCAAUCGUACCCAGCCGUUGCACUCACAGCCCUACUCGUUAAGAAUACGGUUGGGUUGGUCAAGGUAUUCAACGGAUGGACAGCCCGUAUCCGUGACGAAGCAUACCUGAUAGGAGAGAGACUACACAACUUUGGUGCAGCCGCAGCGGGAGCAAGAAGAGUUAGAGGUGCUUGGAGAGCUGGAGGGGCAAGACUAUAGAAGACCAGGCAUCAGUUGGUAUAUUGAUUUCUAUUAUUUUACGUCUGUCAAUACUUGCAUCUAUUAAUGCGGAGUUGGGUCCCACGGGUUUGGACCCAUAUUCACAACCACCCUGUACCACAACACUUGAGGGCCCGGACAAGCAGGAAGCGGGCCAACACAAAGCUAUUCAUGUAGCACCCCUAUCAUUUUAACUUAGAAGCGUUGGUUUCGGCCCUUUGUAUUUUUUUCUUGGAGCGGGCGAGGUCCGUGGAAAAAUAGGUAGAUCCAUCCUUUGGUC